Messenger RNA from Zophobas morio, 1347 nucleotides. RefSeq names its product zinc carboxypeptidase-like. Gene Ontology annotation, biological process: proteolysis. Gene Ontology annotation, molecular function: metallocarboxypeptidase activity; zinc ion binding. The transcript is spliced from 6 exons. Lineage: Eukaryota; Metazoa; Arthropoda; Insecta; Coleoptera; Tenebrionidae. The record is from RefSeq and is a predicted model, not a curated record. The coding region runs from base 37 to 1284 and encodes 415 amino acids.
AUCCUCCAGUAUUUGCACCAUUCUUUGUACAGUCACAUGAAAAUGUACACUACAUUUGUUUUUCUAUUAUUUAUAACCUUUUUCGGUCAAAACUGGGGAGAGCAAGUUCGUUACGAUGGUUUUAAAGUUUAUAGAUUGACACCUAAAUCUCAAGAAGCAGUUGAAAAUCUAAGAACUCUUGAAAGUACUAACAGUGGCUAUGAUUUCUGGACAGAUGUUAGAGGAGUGGGACAUCCUGUUGAUAUAAUGGUUCCACCACAUUACAAAUAUAGAUUUAAUGAUGUAAUCAGCAGCGGUGGAUUCGAUGCCAGAGUUUAUGUACCUGAUGUUCAAAAACUCAUUGACAACGAAACACCUAGAAAAAGCACAAGACAGCUUGAAUGGACUGAGUACCAUGAUCUUGAAGAGAUUUAUCAAUUUUUAAGAGACUUAGUGAAACAGUACCCGGAUAUAGUGACUUUGAUAUCGGCAGGAAGAACUUAUGAAGGGCGAGAUAUUCUUGGGGUUAAAGUUUCCUACAGUCCUGCUAACGAAAAUAGAACAGCUUUUAUUGAAUCUAACAUUCAUGCAAGAGAAUGGAUAACUUCUGCUGUAGCAACGUGGACUUUAAAUGAGUUGCUAACUAGUAACGAACCAAAUGUUCGACAAGUUGCGGAGAGCCAUGACUGGUAUUUUGUUCCUGUCUUUAAUCCAGAUGGAUUUGUAUAUACUAAAACAACUAACCGGAUGUGGCGUAAAACUCGUACGCCUUAUUUCCUAUGUAAUGGUGUCGAUCCGAACCGCAAUUGGGGAUAUCAUUUCAAUGAUGGAGGUUCUAGCGGUGACCCUUGUUCCGAUACUUAUCGUGGACCAUCGGCAUUUUCUGAAACUAGUACCAGAACAAUUUCAGAAUUUAUUACCACCAUUGCACCAAAGUUACAAGCAUAUAUUUCACUGCAUUCUUAUUCACAAAUGUUCUUACUUCCAUAUGGAUUUUCUAGUGCCCAUUUAGAUAAUUAUGAUCAGUUGUAUGAGGUGGGAAUCAAAGCAGCUGCUAGUUUAGCUCAGCGAAAUGGCACUGAGUACACUGUAGGAAAUAUUGUUGAAAUUAUGUAUGUAGCGAGUGGUGGAAGCAUGGAUUGGGUUAAAGGUACAUUUGGAACUCCGAUUACCUAUACUUAUGAACUUCGAGACAAGGGUACAUAUGGGUUUAUACUGCCACCAGACCAAAUUCUUCCAUGUGCCGAAGAAACGUUUGAUUCUCUUAUAACUAUUUUCGAAGAGUUUGAUAAAUUGUUGCCUUAAUUCAAGGAAUUAUUUACUUUGUACUACUGUUUAGUAAAAAAUAAAAAAAUUGGUCCAAGGUUA